Morus notabilis is the source of this 614-nucleotide messenger RNA. RefSeq names its product kirola. The coding region runs from base 39 to 500 and encodes 153 amino acids. Gene Ontology annotation, biological process: defense response. NCBI's taxonomy places the organism in Eukaryota, Viridiplantae, Streptophyta, Magnoliopsida, Rosales, Moraceae. The transcript has 2 exons. The record is from RefSeq and is a predicted model, not a curated record.
UACUAAAAAAUAAUUUUCUCUGGAUUCCGAGAGAAACAAUGGCUCAAAUAGCAAAGAUGGAGGUUCAAUUGGACAUCAAGUCCUCUGCUCAAAGCUUUUAUGAAAUCUUUCGCAGAAAACAGUACCUGAUGCCUAAAAUAUGCCUCGACAUUCUGAAGGAUGUACAAGUAAUUAAGGGUGAUUGGGAGUCUCUGGGUUCAAUCAAGCAAUGGACUUAUGUCGCAGGAAAUUCUGAGAGUGGUAAGGAGAUAGUUGAAGCUAUAGAUGAGGAAAACAAGAAAAUCACUUUCAAAGUAUUGGAUGGAGAGAUCACCAAGUACUACAAGACGAUGAAGACCACGGUUCAGGUUACAGCAAAGGGUGAUAAAGGAGGCAGCUCGGUGAAAUGGACUCUAGAGUAUGAGAAGCUUAAUGAUAGUAUCCCGGCACCGACUAAGUACCUGGACCUUUUGUCAGCUACUACUAAAAAUGUCGAAGCUUAUCUGACCAAUAAUGCAUAAGUACUACUACUUUGUUUAAUAUAAAUAGAUAAGGAAAGGAAGCUCUAAUAGUUAUAAAUGCUUCCUUUGGGGAAUAAUAUUGUGUUUAAGUUUCUAAAGCAGUAACGGAAAAUA